AUGCACCUAAGAUUAGAUGCUGAUGUCCAGAGGUCAGAAGCUGAAAAGUGGAGAAGGGGGAAAGCUAAGGCCGAAAAGGAUCUAGACAGUUUAAAGACUGAUUACAAGAAGUUACGCCUGUCUAUGAGGACUGCGGGGUUAGGUAAGACUUUCGAACAAUGGCACCAUAAAAUUCGAGAAAAAAAGACCAAGGCCGACCGAUGGGAAAGGAAAUUCCGAGAAGCUCAGGCACGAAAUGAAGAUCUAGAGAAGAGUCUGUCAGAAAGCAGAAAUGAGCGAGGGGAAUUAAAGGCUAGAGUGGCAGAACUCGAGAAGUCUCUUCAUCAAUACCGAAAUUGCAACACCACAAUGGAAUUAAGGGCGAGCUUGAACAAGAUAGAAGAAAUGGGAGGAAAAAUAGAAGAAUUAGAAACAUCGCUACAGAACUGUGAGAUGCGAAUUCAGUUUUUUGAGGCAAAUGAGGACCGUUGGAAAGAGCAGCUUUACCAUGCGCAGGAUCAAGUCAGAAAUAGAGAUUACAUUAUUGGAGAAGCCAUAACCCAGAUUCGGGAGGUAGUUGAUUACUUGCAAGCUUUGGCUGUACAAGCAGACAUACUAGGAGUGAAAUACGAGUUGGAGUCAGAUCGGGGGCAGGAGCUAGCCUCAUUAUUUAAGAAAAUUAAGGCUAUGAGCAUUAGGGCGAAGUCUUAUUUGUAA
Molecule: messenger RNA, 696 nt
Organism: Gossypium arboreum
Lineage: Eukaryota; Viridiplantae; Streptophyta; Magnoliopsida; Malvales; Malvaceae
Product: tropomyosin-1-like
Exons: 1
Coding region: 1-696 (231 amino acids)
Source: RefSeq, a predicted model, not a curated record